AUGGCGGUUUUUGCCCACAGUCUGGUCUUGAGACAGCGCAUCACAUUCGACGGUCUGAUAGAACCUGCUGCCUUUAGACUCAGAGGGGCCAUCGCUGAUGCGGUAGAUGAUGCUUUUAUCUCAUCCUCCACAUUUUCUGCUCAGUAUCCAGAUAAUCAUCCAAGACACCUGAAAUCAGACUGUCUAGACAGGGUCUGGUGGACCCCCGUCGUCCUAUGGGAUACUGAUGAACUGAGGAGUUGGUCUGGGGGGUGUUGUGGAAGCGGGGGGGUCUGUUUCCAGUUUCACUGCGGUAGUCGCUGUCACGAUCAUCCACCGCACUGUCGUGGUCAUCGUACGAGCACUGAGACGGAACAGAGGCCAUUCUCUUCCUCUGCACUUCUUCCUGCAAGUGGAAACCCCUCUGUGGAUCCUCAUGGUGUUGAUCCGCCACCAGUUUACUGGUCCAGUACUCAGCCUCAUCCUCCGGAAUGUCGAAGGGCAGCUCAAAGCGGGGCGUCCAGCAGAACCUGGUGUGGAGUCGGGUUGGACGUUCCACAGAUCUCAUCCUCCCUCAUCAGAACCUCGGAGUCCAGAGACGUCCACUGUCCCGGUCCCUCCUCGUCCGACUGUCGGAUGGAGUCCAGAGGGAUCAGAGCUGUUCCGAUCAUCGUGUCCCAUAUCAACCCUUUGUUCCACAGCUCCACCACCAAACCCGACUCCAGAUGGUUGAUCUCAAACAUAAAGUCCUGUUCCCAACAUGGCUGAUCUCCACGGACUGUGAUGGUGGUGCUCUUCACAUUCUGCACCUUUAGAGUCACGUAGGCAUUGAACUUAUCUGGAGGCCCAUGGAGUUUGGC
This is a messenger RNA of Sphaeramia orbicularis (orbiculate cardinalfish), 839 nucleotides long. RefSeq lists its product as uncharacterized. Bases 1 to 747 code for a protein of 248 amino acids. NCBI's taxonomy places the organism in Eukaryota, Metazoa, Chordata, Actinopteri, Kurtiformes, Apogonidae. The transcript is spliced from 9 exons. The record is from RefSeq and is a predicted model, not a curated record.